AUGGGAAGACAAAUUGCAAGUAGACAUUCCUCAUAUCGUAUUUGGUUUCCAGAGCAGAUAAAGCAACAUUCUCUGGAAAGAAUGCUGGUUCGAGCUAUUCAAAGUGCUGAUGCUUUUUGUGCAUUCAAAGAGUACAGAGGAACUGAGUUCACGGAAGAGUUUGCAUCAUUAUCUGAAGAUCUUGUGUGGCUCUGCUGGGAGAAUUUUCCUCAUAGAAGCCUUCCAUCAUGGUUUACACUGAGAAAUUUGAGUGUUUUAGAGCUUUCGGGUGCUAAUGAGUUGGAAGAAUUGUGGGAGAGCAAUGCUGAUCCUCCAUUGCAAUUGAGAGAGCUUAUUAUAUUUGGUGUGAGUAAAUUGCAAUCGCUUCCACACUCAGUGGGGCGCCUUAAGCACUUGAAAAAGAUUGACUGUUACUUUGGUGGUGACAGUUUGCCAGAAGAGUUAUGUAGCCCCCAGUCACUGGAGCUUUUGGCUUUAUCAAGCAGUACAAAGCUAUCUUCACUACCUGCUGGAUUUGGUAAUUUACUAAGCUUGCAGCAUUUAUCUCUACAGUGUUGCAGUCUCUUGAGGGCGUUGCCAGAUUCUUUCAAGCAGCUGAUACACCUGAAAUAUCUAAAUUUACCAGGCUGUGAAAUCCUAUCUUCAUUACCUGCUGGUUUCGGUGAUUUAAUAAACUUGCAGACUAUAGAUCUGGAAUCUUGUAAGCAGUUGAAGACGUUGCCGGAUUCAUUCAAGCAGCUGAUACACCUGAAAUCUCUAAAUUUAAAGUACUGUGAAAAGAUUAAACUGAGAUUGGAUAUGCUGGAGCACAUGAGAAAGCUCGACUUGCUGAAUUUUCCUGGAAGAUUAUGCUCGUUGAUAAAUAUGUCAAUAGUAAAUUCUGUCAGUGAAACGACUUUUGAUGCCGGGGCUGCUGCUUCAAAUAAAAUGCUUAAGAAAAAAGACUUAGAAGAUUGCAAACAAUUUUCCAGGAUGUUAAUUUCCAAUGAUUGUUGUCCCAGUCUUGAAACUCUCGAAAUUUGGUGGAAGCACCAUUUAAUGGAGAUAAAGACGCUUCCAGUAUCACUCAAGAUUUUAGAUAUAUGUAAUUGCAAAGUGCUGAAGAACAUCAGGUGUAUUGGUAGUCUCGCAAACCUUAAGAAACUGGAAAUAUCUGACUGUCCGGAGAUAGAAGAGCUUCCAAGCUUCUUAUACUUGGCUUCACUGAAAAAAUUCAGAAUUAGUGAUUGCCCAAAAGUUGAGAAAAUAGAAGGUUUGGAACACUGUAAGUCAUUGAAGACACUGAAAAUAGGCUUGAAAGUGCCAGGUAUACCGAAUUUGGAGAAAAUGCAAAGAUUGGAAAGGCUAGAGCUCGAAUGCGACACCAUAUCAGCUCUUAAACCUUGUAUUCAGUCUAUGAAGGAAUGUCCAAGCGAAAUGGAGAUACAAGGUAGCGUGAUCAAUUUUGUGAAGUCAACAGUAAACUCUUUGGGGUUUCCUGGUCUUACGGUCACAGAGAUGGAAGCUGAGUCCGAUCUCUUAAAGAUUCGAGAUUCCGCUUAUAUUUUGUAUUAUGAUGAGAAGAGUCAAGUUGUAUAUAUAGGUGUGUUCCGCCAAAACGCAGGCUAUUGUCCGUACAACUACGCCACUAGAUUUACAGGCAAUAAAGCAAUGGUAGUGACAGGCCAAGAGGGAAGAGUUGUGGAAGCUUUUUACCAAUUAUUCGCACUCCUGGAAUAG
Molecule: messenger RNA, 1719 nt
Organism: Cryptomeria japonica (Japanese cedar)
Lineage: Eukaryota; Viridiplantae; Streptophyta; Pinopsida; Cupressales; Cupressaceae
Product: disease resistance protein TAO1-like
Exons: 6
Coding region: 1-1719 (572 amino acids)
Molecular function (GO): protein binding
Source: RefSeq, a predicted model, not a curated record